Molecule: messenger RNA, 1048 nt
Organism: Malania oleifera
Lineage: Eukaryota; Viridiplantae; Streptophyta; Magnoliopsida; Santalales; Ximeniaceae
Product: 3'-5' exonuclease-like
Exons: 1
Coding region: 110-748 (212 amino acids)
Biological process (GO): nucleobase-containing compound metabolic process
Cellular component (GO): cytoplasm; nucleus
Molecular function (GO): nucleic acid binding; 3'-5' exonuclease activity
Source: RefSeq, a predicted model, not a curated record
CUGCCCGCAUUUCCUUUCUUCCUUCAUUCCCAAGUCAAAUUUCAAAACCAGCAUUCCACCCUCUCUCUCUCUCUCUUCUCUCUCCAUUCUGCAAAGCCCAGCAGCAGCCAUGUCUACUCAGAUAGUGGACUACGAAACACCCGAGGAAACCCACGAUUACUACGGUGUGAUUUUCAUGGACGACACGAUCCAGACCCUAGUAACCAUCACACCCGCCAUGGUGGAUUUUUGGAUCUCCGAGAUCCAGCGCAUCCACCGCCGGCGGCUGCGCCACCUCAUCGUCGGCCUCGACAUCGAGUGGCGCCCUAACAAAAGCCGGUACUCCAACAACCCCGUCGCUACUUUGCAGCUCUGCGUCGGCCGCCGAUGUCUCAUCUUCCAACUCAUCUACGCCCCCCACAUUCCCCAAUCCCUCUCGCGGUUCCUCGCCAAUCCCGACUACACCUUCGUCGGCUUGGGCAUAGCCAGCGACGUCGAGAAGAUGGCUGACGAUUACGGCCUGGAAGUGUCGAACAGCGUCGAUCUCAGGGAAUUGGCGGCCUGCACACUGGACGCCCGGGAGCUGUGCAGGGCGGGGCUCAAGACCCUGGCCAGGGUGGUUCUUGGGAAGGAGAUCGAGAAGCCGAAGUCGGUGACUAUGAGCAGGUGGGACCAGGAGUGGCUGAGCUACGAGCAGAUACAAUAUGCCUGUUUGGAUGCUUUUCUUUCUUUUGAGAUUGGGAGGAUCUUGAACGCGUCGCACUGGUGAAGGAUCCGGCUGAAAAGUGGAAUUGAUCGAUGUUGGUUUUGUAGGGUUGUUUGAAUAUUGGGUUUGGGGGUGCGUUUCAAUCGCUUUUCCUCUUUUGAAUUUUCGGGAAGGAGCUUGCAUGCAUCAGGUAUUAUGAAUGUUCUGUAGGGUUGUUCGAAUAUUGGAUUUGGGGGUGCGUUCAAUUGCUUUUCCUCUUUCGAAUAUUUGGGAAGGAGCUUGAAUCCAUCAGUUAUUAUGAUGUUUUGAAGAACUUUGGAAUUACUAGUAUGUAUAUUGAUGAUGCCUAACUAGCUUUCAGAA